Molecule: messenger RNA, 465 nt
Organism: Aspergillus novofumigatus IBT 16806
Lineage: Eukaryota; Fungi; Ascomycota; Eurotiomycetes; Eurotiales; Aspergillaceae
Exons: 2
Coding region: 1-465 (154 amino acids)
Source: RefSeq, a predicted model, not a curated record
AUGAGAUACGGCCCAUAUCCCUAUUACGGGUGGACUGACUUCCACAGUGCGAACGCUUUUUAUGCGCACUUUCUUGCUACUUAUCCUCCCGAAUCUCCCGAUCUUAGGGAGUUAACCGUGGCAUUUCAAUUGAUUGUAUUUGCUCUCGAGCAGGAUCCAUGGACCCAUGCCCAACAACCUCCACCGCAGUGGCAAGGCAACCGCUAUCAGGACACUGGUCGCCCUACUGAUUAUAUGCAAAUGCUGAAUGCUGAUGUGCACGCUAUGGUUCCAUUUUUUGAGAUUGCCGGGCACAUUAUCUUCGGGUUUGUGGGAAAAAAAGACCUUUCUCUCCUCGAAAAAUCAAAAAAGAGGGAUUCCAAUCUAUGGCACGGAGACUCAUUGUUCUCAUUGGAAAGAUGGGAAUUUUGGAAAACGCAGUUGCGAUGGAUAAGUGAGCAAUAUGAGCUAAUGGAAAGAAUGUGA